Cercospora beticola is the source of this 663-nucleotide messenger RNA. RefSeq names its product proliferating cell nuclear antigen (gene POL30). The record is from RefSeq and is a predicted model, not a curated record. Gene Ontology annotation, molecular function: DNA polymerase processivity factor activity; DNA binding. Gene Ontology annotation, biological process: mismatch repair; regulation of DNA replication; leading strand elongation. Gene Ontology annotation, cellular component: PCNA complex. Lineage: Eukaryota; Fungi; Ascomycota; Dothideomycetes; Mycosphaerellales; Mycosphaerellaceae.
AUGGACAACUCCCACGUGGCCCUCGUGUCUAUGAUGCUCAAAUCCGAAUCCUUCUCUCCCUUCCGCUGCGACCGAAACAUCGCCCUCGGUAUCAACCUCACCUCGCUCACCAAAGUCCUACGAUGUGCACAGAACGAGGAUAUCUUGACGAUGAAGGCAGAGGAUGCACCAGAUGUCGUCAACUUUACAUUUGAGAGCGCCGAAAGUGACAGGAUCAGCGAAUACGAUAUCAAGCUCAUGGACAUUGAUCAAGAGCAUUUGGGUAUUCCAGAGACAGAAUACGCGGCAACCAUCACACUGCCAAGUCCAGAGUUUCAGCGCAUCACCAGAGAUCUGUCUGCGCUCUCAGAAUCUGUCUCGAUUGAGUGCACAAAGGACGGUGUGAGCUUCAAGUGCGCUGGUGAUAUCGGAAACGGCUCUGUCACUUUGCGCUCGCACACGAAUGUGGACAAGCCAGACCAGAACAUUGAGAUCAACCUCACCGAGCCAGUCGCACUCACAUUCUCGCUCAAGUAUCUGAUGAACUUCUGCAAGGCUAGCGGUCUUAGCGGGCAGGUGAAGCUGUGCUUGAGCAAUGAAGUGCCACUUCUCGUGGAGUACGGGCUGAGCAACAACUCCUACUUGCGAUUCUACCUCGCACCAAAGAUCGGUGACGAAGAGUAA